Molecule: messenger RNA, 630 nt
Organism: Podospora anserina S mat+
Lineage: Eukaryota; Fungi; Ascomycota; Sordariomycetes; Sordariales; Podosporaceae
Exons: 3
Coding region: 1-630 (209 amino acids)
Source: RefSeq, a predicted model, not a curated record
AUGAAGACCGCCAUCUUCUCCCUCCUUGCCCUGGCCACCUCGUCCCUCGCAGGGCCCGUCGUGGCGGAGAGCCAGCUCUCUCCCCGCCAGCUCGAGAGCCAGGCUGAUCAGCUCGACACUCUGCUUGCUCUUGUGCAGACCCAUACCGGCAACAUUAACUCCACCACCGCCGCGGUCCAAGACAACCCCUCCGUCGACCAGCAAAACGCCGCCGCCGCCGCCCUCGCCCCCGACUUCAACGCCAUCACCAGCGCUCUCACCUCGGCCACCACCCUCCUUGCCAAGCGCGCAUGGGAGGACACUGUUAUCUUUGCCCGCACCGGCGGCGAUGACAAGGAUGGUGGCCACGGCGGCGGCAAGGACGGCCCGAAUAAGUCCUGCGCUAAGGAGUGUCUCCUUGUCAAGAUUGAGCUCUUGGUUUGGGAGAUUGCUUGCACGAUCAAGUUGGUGAUUAUCAAGCUUGGGUUGGCUUGCGUCCUCCAGAUUCUGACUCCGUUGUUGUUGGCUCUUGUUGGGUUGAUCAAGGCUCUUGAUAAGGUUGUGCUGGGGUUGGUGAUUGUGGUUAAGGCGCUGCUGCACACUAUUUUGGGGACUGUGGCUGGGGCUUUGUUGGCGCUUAUUAUCUGGUAA